This is a messenger RNA of Aspergillus puulaauensis, 306 nucleotides long. RefSeq lists its product as uncharacterized. The coding region runs from base 1 to 306 and encodes 101 amino acids. The transcript is spliced from 2 exons. The record is from RefSeq and is a predicted model, not a curated record. Lineage: Eukaryota; Fungi; Ascomycota; Eurotiomycetes; Eurotiales; Aspergillaceae.
AUGGAGGGCGCGGUCUUGGGUUGCUCGUCCGGGGUUGACAAGCAAACGUCUGGGGAUAUUUUAGCUGCCUGCGCUGCUCCACCUUUUUGUCCCUCAUUUAACUGCGUCAUCUUGGACUUCCACCACUUGUCCAUCCCAACGUUGCAAUUGACAAGCUUCAAUAUCAAUACUAUCAUCAGCCGGACCAAUCAGUCAUCCAUUGUCCGCAUUCUUGUGGUACGUUGCAGCCUCUGGCCUGCGUACACCCCCGAAGCCGAGCAUACCUCCUCUCUGAAACAGAGUUGUUACUUUGUUUCCUUAGGCUAG